UAUUACGCAGGGUCAAGGUCAAUGAGGAUAAACAUGGCCGCGCACAUGUUUCAGUACCUGUGGCGUGUGCCAGGGCGUUUUAAUCAGCUUACCACCAGGAUGCUGUUGAGUGAGACCCAGGUUAAAAUCACUUGGAAUGCCCAAAAGCUUUUUUGCACAAAUACACCACCGACAAGCGCUGUUGAUAAGCCUCACUGUAAUAUUGGGACGAUAGGGCACGUUGAUCACGGUAAAACCACUUUGACAGCGGCAAUUACUAAAGUACUUGCAAGUAAAACGGGGAGCAGAACCCGAUUUAUCAAAUAUGAUGAAAUUGACAGAGCGCCCCAAGAAAAGCUGCGUGGAAUAACAAUUAAUUCUACUCAUGUUGAAUACGAAACUGAUAACAGGCACUAUGCGCACACCGACUGUCCAGGUCAUCUUGAUUAUGUCAAAAACAUGAUUACAGGAGCUUCGCAAAUGGAUGGAGCAAUAUUAGUGGUAGCUGCUACAGAUGGCACUAUGCCACAGACAAGAGAACACUUGCUUCUGGCACGACAGAUCGGGAUAAAGAAUGUUGUUGUAUACAUCAAUAAAACAGACAUGGUAGAUGGAGAACUUGUUGAGCUUGUAGAAUUAGAAAUUCGAGAUCUAUUGACUGAAUAUGGAUACAAUGGAGAUACCACUCCUGUUAUUGCCGGAUCAGCUCUUAAAGCUUUACAUGGGACUGAUCCAGAUAUUGGUGAGGACUCAAUUCACAGCUUGUUGAAAGGCAUAGAUCAGCAUGUGCAGAUCCCUGAUCGAGACACAUCUGGUCCGUUUUACAUGCCGAUAGAAGGGGCAAUUUCUGUCCGUGGCAGAGGAACUGUUGUCAUUGGAACUGUGCAACAGGGUGUUAUUAAAAGAGGUGAUAGCUGAUAUUCUUGGAUUCGGAAAUGCUCUGAAAACAGCAGCAUCUGAUAUUCAGGUUUUCAAUAAAUCAGUUCCACAGUGUACUGCAGGUGAAAAUGUUGGCAUUCUUCUGAGAGGAGUGAAAUCAGAAUUUGUUCAAAGAGGA
Messenger RNA from Haliotis rubra (blacklip abalone), 1036 nucleotides. Its product is annotated as putative elongation factor Tu-like protein. The coding region runs from base 22 to 897 and encodes 291 amino acids. Gene Ontology annotation, molecular function: GTP binding; translation elongation factor activity; GTPase activity. Gene Ontology annotation, cellular component: mitochondrion. Gene Ontology annotation, biological process: mitochondrial translational elongation. The transcript has a single exon. The record is from RefSeq and is a predicted model, not a curated record. Lineage: Eukaryota; Metazoa; Mollusca; Gastropoda; Lepetellida; Haliotidae.